Aspergillus nomiae NRRL 13137 is the source of this 537-nucleotide messenger RNA. Its product is annotated as C40 family peptidase. The record is from RefSeq and is a predicted model, not a curated record. Lineage: Eukaryota; Fungi; Ascomycota; Eurotiomycetes; Eurotiales; Aspergillaceae. The transcript is spliced from 3 exons. Bases 1 to 537 code for a protein of 178 amino acids.
AUGAAGCUCAUCCUUGCCACCCUCCUAACAACCCUAACGGCAGCAAACGCCCUAACCCCCACCACCGCAAACAGCACCACCGGCCAGAAGAUCCUCAGCAAAGCCCUGACAGCAGCAGGAACGCCCUACGCCUGGGGCGGCGGAUCCUGUGAGGGUCCCUCGCACGAUCAACCGCCCUACCAGUACGGCGAUAUCGGGUAUGACUGCUCGGGACUCGUGUGUUGGGCUGUGUGUCAGGUCACAGGUCGGGAUUUGUUCUCGGAGGGUCUGCGUGUGACAUCUGAUAUGUAUUGUGCUAAGGAGAAGGAAUUGAAGUAUAAGAAAUAUCCAUAUGAGCAGCGCAGAGCAGGCGAUGCUGUUUUCUUCGGCGGGGAGUGUGAUUGUGCUGACAGGGAGAGUAUCCACCAUGUUGGGUUGAUGAUGGACUCGGGUGAUCGGAUGUGGAAUGCUCCCAAUGACCGCGUGAAUAAGGUCCAGGAGAACAGCAUCGCCAAAUUCGGAGAGAAGCCUUGUCCCUAUGUUGUACGGUUUGCUUGA